Zingiber officinale is the source of this 687-nucleotide messenger RNA. Its product is annotated as dirigent protein 22-like. Bases 46 to 558 code for a protein of 170 amino acids. The record is from RefSeq and is a predicted model, not a curated record. The transcript has a single exon. NCBI's taxonomy places the organism in Eukaryota, Viridiplantae, Streptophyta, Magnoliopsida, Zingiberales, Zingiberaceae.
UAUCAAUCAUCCUCUACUUCUCUACUUCUCCAUAUUCACAUAGAUAUGGCUUAUUAUUGUUCAUUCAAGCCUUUGCUCCUCUUUCUCUUUUUCCUUAUCGCAACAACUCAGGGGAGGGACUCCAUCACCACUCACCUCCAUUUCUUCCUCCACGAGAACUAUAACAGCCCCAACGCCACCUCUAUAACCGUCAUCAACUCCACCACCAGCAACCCCGGAGACUUCGGCAGCAUAGGGAUCUUCGACGACGAAAUACGAGAAGGCUCGAGCGUGGACUCAAAGCUCAUUGGGAGGGCCCAAGGCAUAGCUCCCGGGGUAUCGCUUAGACAGACGACUUGGCUCGUGUUACUCAACUUUGUCUUUACAGAAGGAGAGUAUAACGGUAGCUCUCUCACGGUGGUGGGCCGGGCAACGUUAGAGGGAACCUCCGAGCGCAGCAUCAUCGGUGGCACCGGAAAAUUUCGAAUGGCGAAAGGCUACACCAUUAAUACAUUUCUAAUUAGUGGUGGUCCGGCAGUACACCUUAUCGCCGAGUACGAUGCUUAUAUCGUGCAUUAAAUUAUGUCUCUCUCUUUAUCACAAUACAAUAAAGUGAGCUGUGUUGUGGUUGGGAUCUCAAUUUCUUACGUCUUACGUGUAUGUUUUUACAUUAUCGAUAGAAUUAUAAUAAUAAGAUCGUACAGUGCA